UGCUGAGAAGGUUCGCUACAACAACUCGUACCGUUCAGAGACCCUUUAUCACAGCAACAGCAACCAGACUCGCCGCAAUCUCUAUCCCGUUUUUCUCAACGUCGUCUCCCGCGCCCAAGAGUGACGAUAUGCCGUCGUCAUCGUCAUCGUCUGGAGGAUACCCCGUACAAAAGAGUGAUGAGGAGUGGAGGGCGAUCUUAUCACCCGAACAAUUCCGGAUCCUCCGCCAACAAGGCACGGAACCGGCCCACACAGGCGCCUACACCUCCCACACAGCCCCCGGAACCUACGCCUGCGCAGGCUGCCUCACGCCUCUCUACCUCUCCUCCCACAAAUUCCCCUCAUCCUGUGGGUGGCCCGCAUACUUUGAUGCCAUUCCCGGUCGCGUAAUCAGGCGUGAAGACAACGCGUGGGGAAUGCGCAGGACGGAGAUUAUGUGUGCGAAUUGUGGGGGGCAUUUGGGGCAUGUGUUUAAGGGGGAGGGGUAUGGGACGCCGACGGAUGAGAGGCAUUGUGUUAACAGUGUUAGUUUGACGUUUAAGGGGGAGGGGGAGGAGUGA
Molecule: messenger RNA, 560 nt
Organism: Saitoella complicata NRRL Y-17804
Lineage: Eukaryota; Fungi; Ascomycota; Saitoellomycetes; Saitoellales; Saitoellaceae
Product: peptide methionine sulfoxide reductase msrB
Exons: 2
Coding region: 129-560 (143 amino acids)
Biological process (GO): protein repair; response to oxidative stress
Molecular function (GO): peptide-methionine (R)-S-oxide reductase activity
Source: RefSeq, a predicted model, not a curated record